Anguilla rostrata (American eel) is the source of this 1348-nucleotide messenger RNA. Its product is annotated as ciliary microtubule-associated protein 3-like. Gene Ontology annotation, biological process: regulation of cell projection organization. Lineage: Eukaryota; Metazoa; Chordata; Actinopteri; Anguilliformes; Anguillidae. The transcript has 6 exons. Gene Ontology annotation, molecular function: cytoskeletal protein binding. The record is from RefSeq and is a predicted model, not a curated record. Bases 438 to 1055 code for a protein of 205 amino acids.
GUGUAAAGUGAAAAACUGCUAUUCAGUAAUGGUUGACAAAGCUUAUGAUGACUGCCUAUCAUCUCACAGCACUGUAGUAAUGUAGUAAGCGUAAUGCUUCUUAGUCAAUUAAGCCCAAUCAACAAACUCGUUGCUAAUGUUUAAUGUAAGUGUCCGGUGAACUGCGUCAUAUUAAUAACAAGUUUAUAAUGGAACACCCACUAGGACUAUCACAGCUCACGUCUGUGACAAACAUUCUAUGUUCCAAUUCCAAAGUGCAUCACAAAGUCAGACAGCCUCUGUUUGAUAAAACGACACUCGUUGGGCAUUAUGACGGCAUACCAUAUAACAAAUAUUAGACGGUAUAACAUAACAUAACAUUAACAGACUAGUGCAAGUAAAGACUGGAUGAAUGCUUUGUUGCAAAAGUCUCAGCUUCGGAUAAGUGGUAUUUCAACAUGCCCGCGAAACCAGGAGCCGUGCCGAACGUCAAUGCGGGCAUAAUGAUGAGACCGAACGCAGUUUCGAGGAGAAAGGUGGCAUUUGGCAGUUGCCAAGAGAGGCCUAUAUUUCCAACACAUUUCGCCCAUGACAGGAUGGGUAACAAGAUGUUACUGAAAGGACCUCCUCACCUAGGCCCUGGUUGCUAUGACAGCCACAAUUGGGGCACUAUAGCUUAUGAACUGAAGAGGCCAGUAAUCAAAGGAUACACCCUGGCCUCCCGGACAUCGAUACGCUUUCCAACCAUCAAAGAGUCCACCAGUCCUUCGCCCCAGACGUACCAGCAGGACUGGGUGAAGCCCAAACGCCCUGUCCCGUCCAGGGUCCCGUUCCACUCCUCCGAACCCAGGUUCCGGGCCCCGGGCGUGACGCAAGACACCACCCCUGGCCCAGGGACAUACAGCCAUGACACUGUUCAGAACAGGCAGGUGGCCUGGCCCAUGAAAUUUGGUGCUACAGACUGGGACCUGGUCGUCCAGCCAAAGAAGAUAACUCUCAGGACUGAGGCCCCGUCUGAAAGGGAUUUCAAGAAACAGAGGGACAAAGUGGCACAGCUUGACCUGUACUACACCUGAACCUGCGCCUGAAUCCAUACCUGUGUCCACACCUGGAGAACAAACACGGACCCAGCAAAUUCAUCUCUCACUGUUGAUAACACACCCCCUCUCACUCACGAGAACACAGUGCGAGUGUUCGUCCUUGAAAUCCGAACAGGGAUUUGUCAACUCAUAUCACAAGCACAUCUGUUCGGCUGUCUUUCAUCCCCACUUUCGCAAAACCCUUUGUUUUAUUUCAAUAUUCUAUAAACCUAUGUCUCAUGUAGUUCUCUGUACUUCUACAAGUGUCACUGUAAAAAGUCCUGUCCAAA